AUGGCCCCUUCCCUCCCGGCGGACUUCUCGACAACGCCGCACGUUGUCGACUUGAGCGCGGUGCCGAUUUUCAACGGGGAGCACUUCUCCUCGUGGCGUUUCAAGCUCAAGGUGUAUAUGAUGGAGCGCGAUUUGUGGGGUUUUUUCGAUGGGUCGGCAUCGAAGCCCGCCUUGGACGCUUCAACCGCAGAGAAGGAAGCGUGGGUGCAAAAGGACAAAAAGGCGUUUGCCUUUCUUGUCUCCAAGCUAAGCCUCCAACUCGUCCCGAUUGUGAGUCCGUGCAUCGACCGUGACGGCGCGACUCGUGAAGCGUGGAAGCGACUCGAAGGAGAGCACGUCUCCAAGUCGCUUCAUAGCAAGCUUCAAGCGCGCCUCGACUUCUUCACGGUGCGGAUGAGGGACGGCGAGUCAAUGCGCGCGUACGUCAACCGCGUGGAGGAGCUUGGCGAGCGCUUGGUGGAACUCGACGCGAGCGUGGAGGACAACGAUUGGAUCAUGACGCUCCUCGCGGGCCUCGGCGAAGCAUGGUCAACGGUGAUUACCAUGUUGGAUGGGACGCAAGACACGUGGAAGAAGGAGCAAGUGGUGGCACGCCUCAUCAACGAAGAGGCGAGGCGCACGAAAUUGCAUGGCGAUGCAAUUGGCGCGGCACACUUCUCCCGCGAUGCGAAGGCGAAAGGGACGGGUCAUUUCAAGCGGCGCAACGACGGCAACAACCGCGGGAGCUCGAGCGGGAGCGCGGCGGCCUCAAGCUCAUCACGUGGAGGUGGCGAAUACACCGCUCGGGAGCUCGGCGAUUGGUUGAAAGGGCGUGGGACCGCGCAUGAGUUUUCUACGCCGUACACGCCUCAACAAAAUGGAGCCGCCGAACGCUUGAAUCGCACGCUCAUGGAGUCGGCGCGGAGUCUCCUCUCCCAUGCUCACGCGGAGAAGCAUUGGUGGGGAGAGGCGGUUACGUUGGCAACUUGGAUUCGCAACCGGUGCGUGACCAAGGCGUUGCCCAACAAGACGCCUCUUGAGGCUUGGAGCGGUACGAAGCCGGACGUCACCGACCUUCGCACGUUUGGGUGUACGUGCUACUACCAUGUCCCGGAUGCUACACGGACCAAGCUUGAGGCGAAGGCGCGGGUGGCGAUGUACUUGGGUCCAAGCGCGGAUCACAAGGGGUGGCGCGUGUGGGACUUGGAGCACGGGAAACUCGUGGUGUCGCGCGACGUGGUGUUCUACGAAGACACCUUCCCCUCCAAGUCUACGAACGUGCCCUCGGUCAUCAUCGUCCCUCCACCCUUGGAUGCCGUGGAUGAGGCGGAUGUAGCUCCUACGGCUCCUCCUCCUAGUGCGAGUGAGGGGGAGCAUGGAUCGGGAACCCUCAUCCCAACUCCAAGUUCGAUGACUACUCUCUCGUGGCGGGGGACGAUGAGGGAGGGGGAGACGCUAUGUGUCUUGAGGCGUACACCGACACCCCGUCCACCUACCACGGCGCCAUGA
Molecule: messenger RNA, 1488 nt
Organism: Closterium sp. Yama58-4
Lineage: Eukaryota; Viridiplantae; Streptophyta; Zygnematophyceae; Desmidiales; Closteriaceae
Source: the annotation of a GenBank genome assembly